CACAUCUGUUGGGGUAGAAGAAGCAGAACAACUGUCGUGCUUAAAGAAGCAGAAAUAAAAAUAAAUACCAUUUUACUGUUUUUUUAAGCCCAGACAAUAAAGCGAAUAAGUUAUCUGACGCCAUGGCUCACUACAAAGGUGCCGCCAGCGAGGCUGGGCGAGCUGCGCAGCUGAUGAAGAAGCGCGAGAUUCAGCAGCAGGAGAUCGAGUUUCGGAAAAAGAAAAUUGAGGAGGAGCUGAAGCUGGAUAAGAUUGAGAACAAGUUUGCGACGCACUACGAUGCCGUGGAGCAGCAGCUCAAGUCGUCGACCAUUGGCCUGGUCACGCUGGAUGAGAUGAAGGCCAAACAGGAGGACAUCGUGCGGGAACGUGAAAAGAAACUAGCGCAAAAGAAAGAUGAAAAGGAUCGCGAGAAACAACGCGCCCUGGAAGCCAUACAAGCGGAAAAAAACAAACAGAAACGACAAAUACAAGCGUUAUCCUUUAAUCUAGACGACGACGAGGAAGAGCAGGGCGAAGACGAAGAUGAUCUGGAGGAAAACAAGUUCGUAAAGCCCAAGGCAGCCAAGUGGACCGAUCUACAGCAAGAUGAGGUGCCCGUCAAGAAAAAGAAAAUAUGCAAAAAUCCCGAUGUGGACACAUCGUUUCUGCCAGAUCGCGAUCGCGAGGAGCAGGAGAAUCGAUUGCGCGAACAACUGCGUCAGGAAUGGGUUAUGCAGCAGGCCGAGCUGAAAGACGAGGACAUCUCAAUCACAUUCAGUUACUGGGACGGUUCCGGCCACAGGCGAAAUGUGCUCAUGAAAAAGGGCAACUCAAUCUAUCAGUUUCUGCAGAAAUGCCUGGAGCUGCUGCGCAAGGAGUUCAUCGAGCUGAAAACCGUGAUGGCCGAUCAACUGAUGUACGUCAAGGAGGAUUUGAUACUGCCGCAUCAUUACUCCUUUUACGACUUCAUUGUGACCAAGGCACGCGGCAAAUCCGGGCCGCUCUUCCAGUUCGAUGUGCACGACGAUGUCCGCAUGAUAAGCGACGCCUCCGUCGAGAAGGAGGAAUCGCAUGCGGGCAAAGUGCUGCUGCGUUCAUGGUAUGAGCGCAACAAGCACAUAUUCCCAGCCAGUCGGUGGGAGCCAUAUGAUCCCACCAAGUCCUACGACAAAUACACAAUCAAGGAUAAGGAUAAAGAUAAGAGCAAAAAGUAAAUGUGAUCGUUCUAAAUAAUGUCCCAUUUUCCAAACAAAAUACAUUUAUCGAAAUUCAAA
This is a messenger RNA of Drosophila virilis, 1256 nucleotides long. RefSeq names its product protein FAM50 homolog. Gene Ontology annotation, cellular component: nucleus. Gene Ontology annotation, biological process: chromatin organization. NCBI's taxonomy places the organism in Eukaryota, Metazoa, Arthropoda, Insecta, Diptera, Drosophilidae. The record is from RefSeq and is a predicted model, not a curated record.